AUGCACCUUGCGACAUAUCGAUCAUCCUUGCGCAGGGUCUACGCCCUUCUGAAAUCCCUGGGUGGCGCCGAGUCGUUCUGGGAGAAGCAGGGCUUUGAGACCCUGAGGCUGAGCGAUAACUUGCCAGCCAAACUCCGUGCUGCGGCUGCCGAGGCCCCCGAUGGCUUUGAUGUGUUCUUUGGCCCAAAGACGCCGGACGGCGCCUUGCCGAAUGUCCUGGUCCCUUUGGGCAUCUCCCGGCAUGAUGCUGGCAUUGCUGCUGACGCAUCUGACACCGUCGCUGUCGAUCCAACCAGCCAUUUUCACUGGUGCCUUUGCCUGGCAUUAAGUGAAGGGCACUCCUGUACCGUGGACGACGGAGGCAAUGCCCUAUGCUGGGGCAAAGGAGAUGCUGGCCAGCUGGGCCAAGAGAACACCAACAACAUUGGAGCCGAAGGGGGCCAGGUCGAGGCGCUGGUGCCCAUCGACGUCGGGUCGGGCCGGACGGUGCAGAAGCUUGCAGCCGGGAGCAGCCACACUUGCGCUCUGCUGGAUGAUGGCUCCGUGAAGUGUUGGGGAGGUGGGAGCAUUGGAGACGAGGCGGAUACCAUGGGUGACUUCUUGCCCCCUGUUGACCUCGGAACCGGUCGCAGCGCAACUGACAUUGUCGCUGGUGGUGGCUACUCCUGUGCCCUUCAGCAUCGGGAACUCUCCAAGCGCGAUGGGGGAUAA
Messenger RNA from Symbiodinium natans, 711 nucleotides. The record is from the annotation of a GenBank genome assembly. NCBI's taxonomy places the organism in Eukaryota, Dinophyceae, Suessiales, Symbiodiniaceae.